Suillus discolor is the source of this 648-nucleotide messenger RNA. RefSeq lists its product as uncharacterized. NCBI's taxonomy places the organism in Eukaryota, Fungi, Basidiomycota, Agaricomycetes, Boletales, Suillaceae. The coding region runs from base 1 to 648 and encodes 215 amino acids. The record is from RefSeq and is a predicted model, not a curated record. The transcript is spliced from 2 exons.
AUGACUAAGACGUCCGGAACCGGGAUUAAAACCGGCCCUGUGUCCUGGGAUAUCGGCGCAUCUCCAACAGCUGGGAAAAGGUACACUGUGCCAGCCAUUAAAAACCUCAACACUGGCAUAGUGGUCUACGGCUCCCAUGCAAUUGCCAAAUACCUCGACGAAACUGACAAGCUACUUAUACCCCGCGGGGCACACGUACUUGUAGAGACCUCCGAGACCCCAUAUAUCAACACAGUCAUGAUGCCGUCCUUCAAGCUGCUCAUGACCAGAACUCUCGAGACACAGAAUGAUAUUAGCUGGCAAGUGUUCAUCCAAUCGCGAUUAAAAAUGUUUAGAGAAACACACUGGGAAGAUAUGGCUCCUGAGGGGAAGGCACAGCAAAUGUGGGCUGCGUUAAAGAAGGGCCUUGGUGUGGUGAACGGGUGGUAUCAAAAGAGCGGGGGUAGGUGGAUUAUGGGAAACACGUUCUCGUUCACGGAUAUCGUCGUGGUGUCUUGCAAGUGGAUAGUUUGGUGGAACGCUAUCUUGAACAAACAAGAACGCCAAGAGGUCCACACAUUGCACGGGGAAAAAUGGGCACGUCUCUUGGUAGAUGUGAAUGCCGGGUGCAACACAGAUUUAGGCUCCUGUGAAGAACAUAGUCAUUAA